Molecule: messenger RNA, 2231 nt
Organism: Trichomycterus rosablanca
Lineage: Eukaryota; Metazoa; Chordata; Actinopteri; Siluriformes; Trichomycteridae
Gene: gss
Product: glutathione synthetase
Exons: 13
Coding region: 152-1585 (477 amino acids)
Biological process (GO): glutathione biosynthetic process
Cellular component (GO): cytosol
Molecular function (GO): glutathione binding; glutathione synthase activity; ATP binding
Source: RefSeq, a predicted model, not a curated record
UGCAGAGCUCAGAACAGCACCAAGACAUCAAGCACCUACAGUAGUUACUGACAGCACUCCAUACUGGUUAAGUGAUCAUCACUACCGGCAAUCUUAACUGGUUACGCGAUCUUAACCGAAUCGUUUAUCACCAAUAUUAAGGUUAACUUCAAUGGAUUGUAAUGGGAUUCCAAAUGAGGUCUUACAAAAUGAAGAAUUAAUUAAAUACUUGGAGGAGAUAGCAAAAGACACUGCACUGCUACAUGGGAUAUUAAUGCGCACCAAAGAAUCUCCAAACUCUUCUGAGGUGGUGAGCUAUGCACCGUUUACACUCUUUCCCUCACCAGUGCCCAAAUCAUUCUUCCACCAAGCUCUCAAAGUCCAAACUCAUUAUAAUCGCCUAGUAGACAGAAUCAGUCAAAAUCCACAUUACCUGGAGGAGGCUCUAGCCAGCACCAUCAAAGUUGAUGAUUUCACUAAAAGACUCUUCAACAUUUACAGACAAGUUCAACAGGAGCCUCAGAGCAAGACAAUAGUUCUUGGACUGAAUCGUUCGGAUUACAUGAUUGAUCAGACAGCUGAUGGAAAAACCGCCCUAAGGCAAAUUGAAAUUAACACUAUUGCGGCCAGUUUUGGAGGCCUUUCCUCACGCACACCAGAUGUUCAUCGACACAUUCUUAAAGUUGCUGGUCGGUUAGAGGACAGUAAACUGAUUCUGGAUAACAAUCCAGCUGCAGGUCUGGCCAAAGGCUUGGCAAAGGCGUGGGAGCUCUAUGGCUCUGAAAAAGCUGUGGUGAUGUUUCUAGUUGAGGAUGUUCAAAGAAACAUUUAUGAUCAUCGAUAUGUGGAGAAUGAACUUUGGUCAAGAAACAUUCCUGUGAUUAGAAGACAGUUUGAAGAUGUUAGCAGAAGGGGAUCUUUGGACCAGAACAAAAAACUUUUUGUAGAUGGACAAGAGGUUGCAAUUGUUUACUUCCGUAAUGGAUAUGUACCUCAAAAUUACAAAACUGAACAAAGCUGGGAGGCUCGGUUAAUGAUGGAGCGCUCAUGUGCUGUGAAAUGUCCAGACAUAAGUACCCACCUUGUUGGCACCAAGAAGGUUCAGCAGGAGCUGGCACGACCUGGUGUCCUUGAGAGUUUCUUUCUUGAUGAGCCAGGAACAGUGGCUGAGAUCCGUGCCACUUUUGCUGGCUUGUACACGUUAGACAUGGGGGAGGAAGGAGACCAGACUGUGACAAUGGCUUUGGCCAAUCCAGACCGUUAUGUGCUGAAACCACAACGAGAGGGAGGAGGGAACAACAUUUAUGGAGAUGAGAUAUGCAGAGUGCUGGAACGCUUAAAAAACAGCUCAGAGAGAACCACCUACAUUUUGAUGGACAAAGUUCAACCAAAGCCCACAUACAACUACUUGUUGCGAAAGGACGAGCCAUUGAGGCUGAAAACAUGCCUCAGUGAACUGGGUGUUUUCGGAGCUUAUGUUAGGAAGGGUACAGAGAUGGUGAUGAACGAGUGUGUGGGACACCUACUUAGAACCAAAAGCUCAGAACAUGCAGAUGGGGGUGUUGCUGCUGGAGUUGCGGUGCUUGACAAUCCAUUGCUGGUUUAAAUCUCAACACCCUCUGUGAGAAGAGAAGGACUGCACAGAGCUACACACACAGGGCUUUCAUUCCAGUGUAACUUAUUCUGUUGUCUCACAGUAGAAAAUACCAGCACAAAUCAGAAAAACUUUGGGAAAGUGUGGAAAAUGCAAAUAAAAAUAUGCAGUGUUUCUUAUGUUUACUUUGACUUCUGACUUGCUCAUGGGACAUUUAAUCCAUGAUUAAGGUAAAUAUCUUGGUAUUUUCUGAUUUUGGCUGAUGUAGUGGGUUUACUUCUGGUGAACUGGUGGUAGGAGCUUCCUUACCUUUGUCUGCUUCAACAACUGGAAUCUUUCGUAGUCGCCAUCCAUUCUCAAAGACCCAACAUUGGCUAUAGUCAGUUAAGUAGUAAAAUAGUCACAAAGUGGUAAAAGCUUUACUGUCCCAACAUUUUUUAAAUGUGUUGCAGGCCUGAAAUGCAGGAAUGGAUGUUUAUUAAAAAAUGAAAUUAAGUUGACCAGAAAAAAGACUUUUUAAUUAAAUAUAUUAGGUUGAUUUUGUCUGAAAUAAAAAAAAGUCAAAGUAAAUGUAAGAAACACUGUGUCUGAAGGCUGAAAUAAAAGUAGGAAACACUGUGUUGAUAUAAUUUGUGAUUUAAAUAAAAAAAAAAAAUUA